CCGCGCGGGCCCCAGCCUCCGCCGCUGCCACCGCCCGCCUUGCCGGGCUGCCCGCGGGCGAGUCCCCGCCUCUCCUCUAGCAGAUAUAAGUAGGACUGUCCCGUCCCGUCGACAGCUCACCUCGCUCAGCCCCGCCGCGACGCCGCCGACCCGCUCCCUGAGGAUGUCGCGUGCCUCCGCCGGAGCGCGCGCCGUGCUGCUGAGCGCGCUGCUGUGCCGCCUGGCCGCCGCCGGCAACCCAGAACUACCAGUGGCAGUUAAUAUAACUUGGUCUUCAAUCAAUUUUAAAACCAUACUAAAGUGGCAACCAAAACCAUCGGGUUACUUCUACACCGUAGAAAUACAUGGGCAGACAUCUGAUACAAAAAAAAAAUGCGUAAUGACUACAGAAACAGAGUGUGAUGUUACUGACGCACUCAGGAAUGUAAAAGAGACCUAUACAGCACAUGUAUUGUCUGUAAAAUCCUUUGAGGUGGAUAACUUUGAGGAACCACUUUUUGCAAGCUCUGAAAAAUUCACACCUUAUAAUCAGACUAUUAUUGGAAAACCGGAGAUCCAGCAUCACACACAAGAAGAUUCCAAACUGAAUGUCAUGUUUCAAGAUCCGCUUACCCCAUACGUGUUUCCUAAUGGAAGCUUUCAAAGCAUUCGAGAUGUUUUCAAACAUGACCUGGAAUACAAACUCUACUACUGGAAAGAUCAAAGUUCUGGAAAGAAAGAUGCAACAACAAAAAGCCAUACAUUUGAAAUAAGUGUUGACAACAAAAGUAACUAUUGCUUCUACAUACAGGGAAUCAUUCCCUCUCGCAGAGAAAAUCGCAAUGGUCAAGAAAGCAUGGUGCUUUGUACCACUGUAGGAAGAACUAUUUUAGAUGAAUAUGGAGCAGAAGUCUUUAUCAUCAUAGCAGUGGUAGCAAUUGCAGUCAUCACUCUCGCCAUUGUCCUAGCGGUGAUCCUGUGUAAACGCAAGACAGCAAAAACUGCGAGAGAAAAAGAACCACUUAAUGGCAUCUAAGGAAAAACUAUUGUGGAUACUUGUGGAAGACACAAAGGCAGGAAAAAAAAAAUUGUGUAUUGAUGGAGCCUUUAGCCUCUCUGGUACAGGAAAUUUGAAGCUAAAACUUUUGGUGAAGUCAAAGACCCAUUAGACAGCCACAGAUUUAAAAAAAAAAAAAAAAA
This is a messenger RNA of Numida meleagris (helmeted guineafowl), 1179 nucleotides long. It is a transcript of the gene F3, whose product is annotated as coagulation factor III, tissue factor. The record is from RefSeq and is a predicted model, not a curated record. Gene Ontology annotation, cellular component: membrane. The transcript has 6 exons. NCBI's taxonomy places the organism in Eukaryota, Metazoa, Chordata, Aves, Galliformes, Numididae. Gene Ontology annotation, biological process: blood coagulation. Bases 164 to 1015 code for a protein of 283 amino acids. Gene Ontology annotation, molecular function: protein binding.